UGUGUGUGAUGAGCUAAUUUGUUUUGACAGAACUUGUGCUUCUUUUUUUUCCUCUAGCUAUUUAAUUUAAAGGCUUGACAUUUUGAGUUACUGGGGCAGUUACACACUGACACAUUUUAGUCAUUGGGGCUUUUUCUAUUUGAAUCAUUCUUGGAGUUGAGAAGGUAAAGACUGUGGUUGAGAUCACACUUGGAAACUGGAGGCAAAAUGAAUGACAGUAAUAAUGUGGAGAAAGACAUUGCACCAUCUAAAUUGCUGGCAAACCCAGAUUAUCUACAUUCAAAAGAGCAUUGCAGUAAAGCUACCUUAAAUUGGUGCUUAUUUUUCUUAAUCGUGUUUCUGACAAUCAUACUGUGUGGAAUGACUAUUACUUUAAGAGCAAUUAGAACUAACUGCCAUCAAAAGCCACCAGUAUGUCUUCAAGCUGCAUGCCCAGAAAGCUGGAUUGGUUUUCAAAGAAAAUGUUUCUACUUUUCUGAUGACACCAAGAACUGGACAUCAAGUCAGAGGUUUUGUGACUCCCAAGAUGCUAACCUUGCUCUGGUUGAAAACUUCCAGGAACUGAAUUUCCUGUUGAGAUAUAAGGGCCCAUCUGACCAUUGGAUUGGUUUGAGCAGAGAACAAGACCAACCAUGGAAAUGGACAAACGGUACUGAAUGGACAAGAUUUUAUAAAAGAAGGUGGUGCCAACUUGUAUGUUGCAAAGGUUUCACAAGUUCCUCAAAUUAGCCCAAAAGCUGUUGUGGUGAGGUAGACUGACUGUGAGCCUGGCUCCAGGUUUAUCUAUGUCAUUUUUGAAGACUUUCAUUUCAAAGCACACAAUACAAUAUCUUUAAGUCUGUUCCUUAUCUCCACAACAAAAUUUAUCUGUACUUGUCCUCCUGAUCUCACAGUGUUGAUGUGAGGAACAGAGAUUAUGAUGUAUCAGAGAAAGAUUAUGAGUGGCAGUAAUUAUAUCUAUUAUUUAAAAUAAGACAAUAGUUUAAAAAUUUUUAAAUGGGUAAAGUUUGGCACUAGAAAAUUUAAUCUCAAUUGUAUAUUCAUAGAAUCUUUAGAUUAAUAAAGAGGUUUGAGAUAAUGCUGUGAAAAUUGGAUUCCCAAAAUUUGACUCAACGUUUGUCUGAGAGAUGAGUUUUGAAAAGCUGCUUUAUUAUAAUGCAUUCAUCAGUAUUGGAAAUAUAACUGAGUAUUUAAUAAAAAAGGCCCCAGACUGGAAAUUGGCAGGUUUGAAAUGAGUUUUUUCUCAUUAACUUUUGACCUUGGAUAGGAAGAUAAGUUUUAGAAAUCAGAGAACAUGUACAUUUAUACACUGUUUUAUCUACACUGCCUAGCACAGGGUGACUGCUUCAUAAAUAUUUGGAAUUAACUUUUAUUUCUUGUUUUACAAUACUGAAGUAGUAAAUUUUCUCUACCUAUUUCUAGAAAUGCGUUUUUGUUUGUUGUGUUUUUGAGAGAUAGAGUCUCACUCUGUUACCCAGGCUGGAAUGCAGUGAUAGCAUCAUGGCUCACUGCAGCCUUGACUUCCUGGGCUCAAGUGUUCCUUCCAGCUCAGCCUCCUGAGUAACUGGAAUUACAGGCAUGUGACACUAUGC
Molecule: messenger RNA, 1592 nt
Organism: Sapajus apella (tufted capuchin)
Lineage: Eukaryota; Metazoa; Chordata; Mammalia; Primates; Cebidae
Gene: CLEC2D
Product: C-type lectin domain family 2 member D
Exons: 5
Coding region: 208-729 (173 amino acids)
Cellular component (GO): external side of plasma membrane
Source: RefSeq, a predicted model, not a curated record